UUGGACUAACCCAUGGCCUGGAUUCAUGUGUUAUCCCGUACUUUACAGACCGUGGACAUUGUGAUAUCCAGCUAGUCUACCAAGUGUCAGCUGGUGUAUAAACAAAUAGACAGUGAAGACGUGUUCAGUCAUUGCACCUCCAAAUAACGGAUUCCACGACUGCCCAAGUAUCACCGACUACCUGCUCGUGGGAACCAUCUGCCGAUUUUCCUGCAAGGAAGGAUUCAAAUUAGAGGGCGAUUCUCAGCUGGAAUGUGAAGGAACACGGCAGGCUGUAAGCUGGACACCACAACUUGUACCAAGUUGCACAAAAAUAACCUGUGACCCACUCUCAGAUCCUAUGCAUGGUUCGGUGACGUGCACAUUAGGUUAUGAUUACUUCAGCAUGUGUACUUACUCAUGUGAUGACGGAUAUGGUCUUGACCGUGGAGUGGCUUCAUACCUCAUCUGCCUCUCUUAUGGCUGGUCUGCCCCUCCCGUUGAGGAAUGUACAGAUAAUGAGAGCCCGGUAUUCUCUGGUUGUGAGUCUCAGCCUGUGGUUUAUCGGUUUUCCAUCGCGGCCAAUGAGAGUGCAUCAGUCUUCAACUGGACCAUCCCCGUCGCUACUGAUAAUGAUGGUAUAGCUCUUAAAACCACUGAGCCAGAUUAUCCCAAACCAGGCGUUGAUGAACUAGAAGCUAACUACUACAGUUUCUCAUAUUUAGUUACUGAUGAGAGCGGCAAUGUUGGAACAUGCAGUGUUCUCCUUAUUGUGUCAGAGAUCCGUUGUGAACCUCUACCUUUCCAAGUAGGUCUACAUGCCUCUUGCAGCCAUGGAUCUCGUAGAGGUUCUUUCUGCCAUUUUUCCUGCUCUGCUGGAUACUACCUGGUGGGUAAUGACCAAGCCAUGUGUGAAAGAACCAAUUCAUUUUCCAAGCUAGGGGAAUGGUCUAAUCCGAUUGCCCAGUGCGAAGAGGUACACUGUGAUCCAGCCCCUGCACUUGAGAAUGGGCAUUUCUCCACUGGAUUCUGCGUAACCAAACAUUUAUCUGUUUGUGUCUACGAGUGUUCUGAGGGAUACAUGAUCAGAAAUAGUGUACUCUAUUGCACUGUUCAACCUGGGACUAACAUGGCUACAUGGGUCGGCACUGAACCGUUCUGCGAAGUACAAACUUGUUACAGGCCACCGCUGUAUGGGAUCUUGGGGGUGAGCAAUGGGACACUAUGUGCAUCAACUCCUAAUGUGCCUGCCAGUGAAACGUGUUCCUUUGGCUGCGCUGAAGGAUACACCCUCAAGGGUGCUGAAGUCACUGAAUGUGGCCUUGAUGGAUCAUGGCUCCAACCCAUUCCAGAAUGUGAAGUUAUCACUUGCUCCUCGAUUCCGGAACCUAGGAAUGGAGGAAUAAAUGGAUGCCCUCUUCAGAGUAAGGUUAGGUAUGGAUCUACCUGCACGCUCUUCUGUAACGUUGGUUUUAAGCCAAUCAAUGAAAGCGAUCCCGUUCAACGUGCGUGUGGUAAAGAUGAAAAUAACAGAGGCUACUGGGAAGGAGGUGGAACAAUCGCAUGUGCUGUUGUGACUUGCAGUCCACUCUCUGAUCCCGAAAAUGGGGAAAUCAUUUCAUGUACAAAGGAUGCAUCAAGCACCAACGUCAGUCAUAUACAACACUAUAACACAAUCUGCAAAUCAUCCUGCAAUCUUGGCUACACUCCACAGUACAGCAUCUCUCGUAGAUGUAUGGAAGAUGGAUCAUGGGAUGGCAUUGAUCAGCAGUGUGAAGACGAAACUAUCCCGAGGAUUGUGUGUCCAUCAGAUCGGAAUUUGUAUGCGGACUUCAAUCAACUGGAGGCAACGUUUCAAGCUGAUCUAUGGGAGCCUGUACAGGCAACUGAUGCUGGAGAUAUUUUGACAGCAUAUCUUUAUAGCGUGGAUUCGAACAUUGUGAAUGGUAGCAUACCAACAACUCUUCCAGAGGGAGAACAUACCAUUGAUUAUCGGGCUACUGAUACUGCGGGAAAUCAGGAUUCAUGUUCAUUCACUCUAGAUGUCAAAGUGACCAGAUGCCCUCCGCUGUUUGUCCCACCAAAUGGUGAACUUAUGCUGGAUUCUGGUAGUGGAAGCUGUACGGGAGGGGCCGUCUACGGAUCUGAGUGCCUGGUUUCUUGCCUGGAUGGCCAUUUACUCUCUGAGGACCCUGGGGAUGAUUCCUUUUUCUCCCUUGUUUGCAACCGAUCCAGUUCACCUUCCACAGUUGGAAGCUGGAGUGAGUCCGUCCCAUCGUGCAACAAGAUUGAAUGUGACAUUCCAUCAGUUUCCAAUGGUUCUGUUUCUGGCUGUCCGAUACCUGCUCUCUAUGGAGAUUCAUGUUAUUUCAGUUGCAAUGAUGGAUUCAAGACCACUGAAGGAUUGAAGUCUAUUACCAGAGUUUGUCAGGCUAAUGGCACAUUUGAAGGACAAGACCUACAUUGUGAUGUUCAAGUUACAUGUCCUUCACUGAUUGCACCUGAAGAUGGGUUCGGCACACCAGACGUGUGUACCAAUCCAGGUGGAGUGCUUUACAACACCCUGUGCUCAUUCUCAUGUGAUGAUGGCUACCUCCAAAAUGGGGUCUACCAAAAGACCUGCCUCCGUACCGGAUUGUGGAAUGACAUGCGAGAAGUAACAUGCACAGAUAACGAAGCACCUGUUUUCUCACCUCCUUGUCCAAUAAAUCUCUACUACAAUGCUGAAAGAGGAUACACCUAUGCUUCUAUAAAUGAAAUUAGCGACCUGGAACCUGAAGCAUCUGACAACUCUGGCGAAUUCAAUCUGACAUUGAAAUCGAUGACACCAAUCGAGAACAAGUUUCCUGAGACCCCAACAAGAUUGACCUACAAUGCUAUUGACUCUGAGGGAAAUCUGGCAGUUUGUGACGUUAUUGUUCAUGUUACAGUUUUCCGAUGUCCUCGGCUUCAAGCUCCUUUCCAUGGAUCCGCUGUCAACUGCCCUGUUAGUUCUGUGUAUGGGUCUCGGUGUUCCUUCUCAUGUGAUGAAGGAUAUGACCUUGUAGGAUCAGAAACAAGAACAUGUGAAUUGAGCGGUGAUUUUGCACCAGCUAGCUGGAAUGGUACAGAACCUGUAUGUCAAGCAAAGACCUGCCCAGCGCUGACCACACCUGAAAACGCUGUGAAAUCUGGCUGCAUUAACAACCCACCAAACACCGAAGUCUACGGCACUCAGUGUAUUUUCUACUGUCUGUACGGUUUUGAAGGGAUUGGUGAUAGCAGCCCAGUCUGUCUGGCAGAUGGAACUUGGACCAGUAAUAGUUUCAAUUGCAGUGCUACGUCAUGUACAGUCCUAGAAGUUCCAGACGGGGGCUUAGUCACUCCAGAGGAAUGUUCAAUGGCUCCUGUCUUUGGACAGUCAUGUGUUGUAUCAUGUACUCAACAAGGUUACCAGCUUGAUCCUCCUAACUUCUCUGUGCUGUCAUGUCAGGGAAAUGGACAGUGGGCUCCAGGAGACCUCACGGUGACAACUUGCAAAGACAUACAACGCCCAUCCUUUUUAACAUGUCCUCAAUAUCUGACUUUCAACCCUCCUCGUGGGGAAACUAUGGUAAACAUCGCCUGGACUCUAACACCCAGGGACAACAGUGGUGACGAACCUACUGUUACAUGUGACAAAGAAGAAGGCCUGAUGGGAGAAGGUGACAUUGAGGUUAGGUGCAUAGCCAGAGAUGCUACAGGAAAUAGCAAAACAUGUACAUUUGACGUUGCAGUACAGGUUCACAGAUGCCGUCAGUAUCUGCUGCCGUCUUUUGCUGAGUUUGCUGGUGUAUGUAAUACAAUAUGGGGUUCAGAGUGCAACAUAACCUGCAAUCCUGGCUAUCACCUGACUGGUUCUAGCAUGGUCACAUGUGAGUUUGAUACAUCGACAGCAAGCUCAAGCUGGACUGCACAAACAACACCGAGUUGUAAAGCCAUCCAGUGCGAUCCUCUAGAAUUACCCGAGCAUAUCAACAUUAAUCCGUCUAUAUGUGCUGGACCAGUUAAUGUGAGUGUGGGUACCAGGUGCACACCAUACUGCCCUACUGGUACAGAUCUACAAGGCGAUGGAUCGACGAUUGUCUGUGGAAGUGAUGGUCAAUGGAAUAGAUUCAUCAAUGGCUUAUCAGAAGAUUUAGCAUGUUUGGACAUUUCGGCACCAGUCUUGACAUCGUGUCCAUCUCCCAUCACUGUCACUCGGACUGAAGCCUGGGGUGUACAAGUGUCGUUUACUCCGCCUACUGCUACUGACUCUUUAGAUGGUAGCAGCCUCAUUGUCACAACGUCACCAUCUGAUCUGACAUCUCCAUACAACGUGACUCAAGACACUACAUUUAUCUAUACAUUCUCCGAUAAUGCAGGAAAUCAGGUCAACUGCUCGUUUCCCAUUUAUGUUCAAGAUGAGCUUUCCCCAGUUCUGGUGUCCUGUCCUAACAACACCGAAGUCUCCACCAGUCAACAAGAAACAGAGGUCACAUGGGAUCCACCUGAAUUCCUUGAACCUACGGGGGAUCCACUUGACAUUUCAUGUAACUAUGACAAUGGCAUGGCCACCUUAGCCAUUAACCAGGAUCACUUAAUAGAAUGCAGGGCUACGAACCAAGACAAUGGCAAGACGACUACUUGCAGCUUCAUUAUAAGUGUCAAAAGUAUUGCCUGCCUAGAUUUGGAUCCCCCACAAGAUGGAGCUUUGGCCUGUGAUGGAUGGAGUGAUGGAAUAUUUUGCAGUAUAUUCUGCAGAGAAAAUUUUUACAUUCCCAACACACAUCCCACCAUCCCUUCACAAUAUGUGUGUGGAUCAUCAGGAAUGUGGAGACCUCAUAGAGUAACACCUGGCUGUACUGAAUCAGUGGAAGGGAAUAGGUUCAGUCUCCCAAGUGAAUUAUUCUACUUCAGUGGUUCAUGUGGCACAAACGAGACGACACAGUUAGCCAUCGCUGCAGCAUUCCUUGAAGCAUUCCGAUCUUCAGACUUUAGUGACAGCUGCACUGUAGAUGAUGAAUGCACAGUGAAUAAUGUACAAGUGACAUGCGGUCCUGCUUCGAGCCGUCGGAGGCGCAAACGUAGAAGUAGACGAAGGCAGAUGGACAUACCUGUAGACCUUGGCAUAUGGGAGGAGCAUUUGCAUUCUGGACAUCCUUACUCUAAAACACAUAAGAGAUCAGCUCUUGAUUUUGAAAUCGUCAUUGGAUUUAACGUUGAAUCUAAUGUGAUCGUGGGCGAAGGUCAGGAUGACUAUGAUGCAGCACUAGAUGCAGAGCAAAAAAUGAUUGGUCUUGUGGAGACUCUCAUUGAGGGUGGCCAGUUGGACCUGAGCUCUAGAGUAGAUGAUUUCACUGCUGUACUGGAUGAGAGCUCUUUCAACUAUGAAUUAGUGGAAUUGGUGUGCACCCCUCCCUAUACAGUUAACAACGACAUCUAUCGCUGUGUACCAUGUGGAAGUGGCUUUUACUAUGGCAAUGAAACUCAGGAAUGUAUCCAGUGUGAAGUAGGGACAUAUCAAGACACACAUGGAGAGUUCACAUGUCAUCAGUGCCCCGAAGGACAAUCUACUAUUGCAGUCGGAUCCAAGAAUGUGAGCCAGUGCAUAGACAUCUGCCAACCUGGUUAUAGUUCGUUCACCGGUCUAGCACCAUGCAACCAUUGCCCGAUAGGAAGCUAUCAAGAGGAAUUCUUUGCUACAGAAUGUACCAGCUGUCCUGUUGGCAUGACAACACUAAACAAAGGCUCUACUUCAUCUCUUGAAUGUAUUGAGUUUUGUGCAGCUGGAGAGUACUCUUCAUCAGGCUUUGGCCCUUGUACGGCAUGUCCGCUUGGUACUUAUCAGAGUGGAACUCAGCGAAGUACAUGUCAUCAAUGCCCCGGUGAAACUACAACAAUGCAGAUAGGUUCUACUGAUGCAUCCAUGUGUGUUGAUAUUGAUGAAUGUGAGAGCCAGCCGUGCCAACACGAUGCAAGCUGCCUUGAUGGAAGUAACUCCUUCACAUGUAUCUGUGGAUUGGGAUAUACAGGGUCUACGUGUGGUGAUCAGAUUCUACCGUGUGACUCUGAUCCCUGCCUCAAUGGAGCGUCUUGUGUGGAUGAAGUCAAUCAGUUUACGUGCAUGUGUGCUCCAGGAUAUACAGGCUCCCUGUGUGAGGAACAAAUCGACUAUUGUGAUCUAUCACCAUGCAUGAACAAUGCAACCUGUACGAAUAGCAUUGGCGAUUUUGAGUGCUCUUGUCUCUUUGGCUUUGGUGGAAAAACUUGCUCAGAGGACAUAGAUCAUUGUGAUGAUAAUGCAUGUUUGAAUGGUGCAACCUGCUUAGUCUCUGAACUGUCAUUAGGUGGAUACACCUGUCAAUGUGGAGAGGGAUAUAUAGGAGUGAAAUGUUCUAGUAACAUUGAUGAUUGUAGGAGCAGUCCUUGCUUAAACGAUGGUAAUUGCACUGAUGGCAUCAACAGUUUCACUUGCUCAUGUACAACGGGAUACAACGGUUUUAUAUGCGACAAUGACAUUGACUUGUGUGCUGAUUGGAACUGUCAAAAUGGUGGCACUUGCAAAGAUCUUGGAAAAAGAGCGGUCUGUGCGUGUCCUGAGGCCUAUGCCGGACAGUUCUGUGAUGAAGUCAGGACAGCAUGCAGUGACUCUCCCUGCAGAAAUGGAGGCACAUGUACAUCUGGUGAUGAUACCACCUUGGCCUUCGAUUGCACCUGUACCGAGGGAUACAUUGGACAGACCUGUGAGACAGAGGUCAACUUCUGUCAGCCAGAUCCUUGUAGGAAUGGAGCUACUUGUGAGGAUCAAACUGCAACUUACAUCUGCCACUGUCCUGAUGGAUUCACAGGGGAAACCUGUGCUGAGGAGAUAAGAUGGUGUGAUGACAUUCCAUGUGGACUGAACUCAACCUGCAUAGAAGAACCCCUUUCCUUCACUUGCCUGUGCGAUGUAGGUUACACUGGAGAGAGAUGUGAAGAGGUGUUGACUGUCUGUGAUGCCCAAGACCCUUGUCUCAAUGGAGCUACAUGUAGCGGAGACUCUCUUACAUUUCAAUGCCAGUGCCCACCAGCAUAUCAAGGGUUGUUAUGCGAGCAUGAGAUCAACCCAUGUGCUUCUUCACCCUGUCUAAAUGGAGGUUCCUGUGUGAAAGAUCUACAGUUUUAUCGGUGUGACUGUACUGCAGGGUUUGAAGGAAUACACUGUGAAGGCAAUCAGGAUGAAUGUGCAAGCGAACCUUGUGAACAUGGAACAUGCAUUGAUGGAAUCAACUCUUUCUCCUGUGGCUGUGAAGCAGGAUACACAGGCCAUACAUGCAGUGAAGACAUGUUUUGUGAUGCCAACCCAUGUCAGAACGGGGGAUCAUGUGAAAGCCUAAUCACAAAAUUUAGUUGCUUGUGUGCUCCAGGAUUUCGGGGAACAACAUGCAGCAGCCAAAUAAACUUCUGUCGUCUAAGACCAUGCACAAGUGGAAAUUAUGUACGUUGUGAGAAUGUAAUCGGUGGUUACACAUGUGGGUGCAAGGAUGGUUUCACUGGAUUAAAAUGUGAGUCUGAGAUCAACGAAUGUGAGAUGUCACCAUCUCCUUGUCAGAAUGAUGGAAGGUGUAUCAACCAAUGGGGGACAUUCACCUGCCAGUGUCAACUAGGCUUCACCGGUAACCUGUGUGAAAUAAACAUUGCUGACUGCAUGAACCACGCCUGUGAAAACGGGGCAUCCUGUAUAGACGGCAUCAAUAGUUACAGCUGUCUUUGUACUGGAGGAACAUACGGGUCACGGUGCCAGCUGAAGUCAACACCAUGUGAUAACAACCCCUGCUACAAUGGUGGUGUGUGCACUGUUAAUCAAGCUAGUUUCUCCUGUGAAUGCCUGUCUGGUUUUACAGGACCUUCCUGCGAAGUCGACAUUGAUGACUGUGUCAAUCAUCGUUGUGCUAGCAGCUCGACAUGUGAAGACCAGUGGGAUAGCUACCGCUGCAUAUGUCCACUGGGUGUAACUGGAGACUUAUGUGAUCAGGAAAUUGAUGACUGUCUUUCUGAGCCUUGCCAGCAUGGAGCGACUUGUAUAGAUGGAAGAUCAAGAUAUACAUGUGCCUGUUCAAGUGGAUUCACUGGAAACUUCUGUGAAGUUGACAUCCUUGAAUGCUCCUCUAACCCUUGUGUCAACUUUGGUACAUGCAUAGAAGAAACUGAUAGGUUUGAUUGCCAAUGCGCAGAAGGUUAUCGUGGUACGAACUGUGAAGAGCUUAUAAGAUCAUGUGUUUCCAGCCCAUGCAAGAAUAACGGCACCUGCACAGACGGCUUC
Strongylocentrotus purpuratus (purple sea urchin) is the source of this 8281-nucleotide messenger RNA. RefSeq names its product sushi, von Willebrand factor type A, EGF and pentraxin domain-containing protein 1. Lineage: Eukaryota; Metazoa; Echinodermata; Echinoidea; Camarodonta; Strongylocentrotidae. Gene Ontology annotation, biological process: establishment or maintenance of epithelial cell apical/basal polarity; heterophilic cell-cell adhesion. Gene Ontology annotation, molecular function: calcium ion binding. The annotation marks the transcript as partial. Gene Ontology annotation, cellular component: plasma membrane; protein-containing complex. The transcript is spliced from 40 exons. The record is from RefSeq and is a predicted model, not a curated record.